This is a messenger RNA of Arabis nemorensis, 819 nucleotides long. Lineage: Eukaryota; Viridiplantae; Streptophyta; Magnoliopsida; Brassicales; Brassicaceae. The record is from the annotation of a GenBank genome assembly.
AUGGAAGGAGGUCAUGUUAUUACGGAUCCAAGAUUCCCGAUGAGUGAUGAGGAUGAUACCGAUGAGCCUGGAGCAGAAAUCCCGGAAGAUAACGAGAUCGUGAUUGACCCUCGAUUCGAGUCGCGAUUCAUAACCAUCUAUGGAGAGGAUGGUAUCGUUGAGCCUAUGAAUGAAGGCGACGGACCAGAAAUUCCGGAAGAGAACGAGAUCGUGAUUGAGCCUAUGAAUAUGAAUGAAGACUACAGACCAGAAAUUCCGGAAGAAGAUAACGAGAUCGUGAUUGACCCUCGAUUCGAGUCGCGAUUCCUGACCAUCUAUGGAGAGGAUGGUAUCGUUGAGCCAGAUAUUCCGGAAGAGAAUGAGAUCGUGAUUGACCCUCGAUUCGAGCAAUUCAUGCCGCAAUUCUCUUCUCUCUCUGAGUCUGAAGUGGAUGAUACUGAUGAGCCUACCAAUGAAGACUACGGACCAGAAAUUCCGGAAGAGAAUGAGAUCGUGAUUGACCCUCGAUUCGAGCAAUUAGAGUCGCGAUUCAUGACCAUCUAUGGAGAGGAUGGUAUCGUUGAGCCUAUGAAUAUGAAUGAAGACUAUGGACCAGAAAUUUCGGAAGAGAACCAGAUCGUGAUUGACACUCGAUUCCGGCAAUUCAUGUCCGUCUCUGAAGAGUAUGAUACCGAUGAGCCUACCAAUGAAGACUACGGAGAAGAAAUUCCGGAAGAGAACGAAAUCGAGAUUGACCCUCGAUUCGAGCAACUAGAGUCGCGAUUCAUGUCCCUCUACGAAGACCAUGAGCCUAUCUAUGGACCAGAAAUUCCGCUUUAG